Messenger RNA from Pelobates cultripes (western spadefoot toad), 865 nucleotides. NCBI's taxonomy places the organism in Eukaryota, Metazoa, Chordata, Amphibia, Anura, Pelobatidae. The record is from the annotation of a GenBank genome assembly.
GAAGAAGAGAAGGAAGAAGAGAAGGAAGGAAGAAGGGAAGAAGGGAAGAAGGAAGAAGGGAAGGAAGGGAGAAGGAAGGAAGGAAGGAAGGAAAGAAGGAAAGGAAGGAAGAAGGGAAGAAAAGAAGAAGGGAAUGAAGGAGGGAAAGUAGAAUGGAGGGUAUGAUGGAAUGUAAGAAGAAAGGAGGGAAUGAAGGAAGAAGGGAAGGAAGGAAGGGAGGAAGGAAGAAGGUAAGGAAGGAAGGAAGGAAGGAAGGAAGAAAGAAAGGAGGAAAGGAUGGAAGGAAGGAAGAAGGGACACAGGUAAGGAAGAAAGGAGGGAAUGAUGGAAGGAAGAAGAGAAGGAAGAAAGGAAGGAAGAAAAAAGGGAAGGAAGGAAAAGGGAAGGAAAGAAGAAGGGAAGGAAGGAAGGAAGAAGGGAAGGAAGGAAGAAGGACCAAACUAAGGAAGAAAGGAGGGAAUGAUGGAAGGAAGAAGAGAAGGAAGAAAGGAAGGAAGAAAAAAGGGAAGGAAGGAAGGAAGGAAGGAAGAAGGGAAGGAAAGAAGAAGAGAAGGAAGGAGGGAAGGAAGGAAGGAAGGAAGGAAGAAAGGAGGAAAGGAUGGAAUGUAAGAAGAAAUGAGAGAAGGAAGAAGGGAAGGAACAAGAAAUCAAGGAAGGAAGGAAGGAAGGAAGAAGGGAAUGAAGUAAGAAGGGAUGAAGGUAAGGAAGAAAGGAGGGAAUAAUGGAAGGAAGAAGGGAAGGAAGGAAGAAAGGAAAGAAGGAAGAAGAGAAGGAAGAUGAGAAGGAAGGGAGAAGGAAGGAAGGAAGGAAGGAAGGGAGAAAGAAGGGAAGGAAGAAGGGAAGGAAAGAAGAAGGGAAGGAAGGA